Rotaria sp. Silwood1 is the source of this 624-nucleotide messenger RNA. The record is from the annotation of a GenBank genome assembly. Lineage: Eukaryota; Metazoa; Rotifera; Eurotatoria; Philodinida; Philodinidae.
AUGUUCUACUGCGUAGUUUUUGCUAUUAUUAUAACUGCUGUGAAUGGUAAACCAACAACAUCAUUGAAAAAUGAACCAGAACGUUGUUGUAUACCAACACAAUUCAGUUCACAAUUAAGUACAGCAACUAGUAUGGUAUUUCCAGAUGGUACUACAUUCGCUUCAUAUGCAUAUUAUAAUUUUUCAUAUGAUUCAGAUCGUGGUCUAGUUGGAAUGAAAGGUGUAUCAUUUUCGGUACCAGAUCAACAGAAAUCAGAUGUAUGGAUAAUUGAAAAUAUGAAUGAUGGACAAAUUUAUGUCAUAGAUGAAGAUGCAAAAAAAUGUUAUAAAUCAACAAUGCCAAUUAAACCAUUUCAUUGUAUACCAGAUACAGCAACUUAUGUACAUUCAUUUACAUAUGGGUAUGGUGACAAAAAAAUUAUUGGUGAUACAUGGCGUAUACAAAAGGACGAAGCAGUAGAUUAUGCAACAGUUAGUCGUGAUGGUCGUUGUAUUCUAUUGACUGACAAUACUUUCUUUCAAAACCCUACUGUGGUAGAUGCAAUGACAACAACAGAUUUUGUAGCACAAAUUGAUGAUCCAAGUAUAUUUGAUAUACCGGCAGAAUGUAAAAAUGCCAUUUAG